CUUUUUAAAAUGCUUUUGUUUCAAUACUUACAAGGGUUACACCAAAAACGUCACUUACAUACAAAAUAGUCCACUAUUACAAAAUAAUGUAGGUAACCAAAAAAUGGAUAAUGUUCCAGAAGAAUAUUAUCCUGGAGACUCUCCUGAAACUCUACAACGCAAACUUUAUUGUUUAUUAGAACAAUUACAAAGUUUUCAUCAAAAAUUAGAACCGGAAUAUCAAAUGAGAAUUCCGUACGAAUUAUUAUCAGGUCUUGCGAAUUCUUUACUAAAUGAAACAAUAUUUGAAAUUGUGAAAGGUUUGAUGGAAAUACAACAUGUGACAGAAAAACAACUUUUUCACCAACGGUUACAACUUAUAAGAAAACACGAAGAGGAAUUCACGGAAACAUUAAAUCAUCAAGUGAAUAAUAAUUUGCUAACAGUUGAAGAAAAAAUAAAAAAUGUAUGUUUGUUAAAAUUAAAACAAAAAGAUGAAUUAAAAUUAUUAGACUUGAAUAUUAUUCGAGAAUUAGACAAAAAGGUUCGAGAUCAACAAGAAAUACUUGAAAAAGCAGGUGUGCCUGGAUUUUAUGCUACAAUUAAAGAAACCGAUUUAAAAGUUCAAAUGCAUUUAUUAGAUUUUAUUUUAAGAUUAAGUACAAUGAAGCUUGAUAUACAUUAAUUAAUUCAUUUUAAUUGUAAGUAUUUUU
Messenger RNA from Chrysoperla carnea, 692 nucleotides. RefSeq names its product gonadal protein gdl (gene gdl). NCBI's taxonomy places the organism in Eukaryota, Metazoa, Arthropoda, Insecta, Neuroptera, Chrysopidae. The coding region runs from base 104 to 664 and encodes 186 amino acids. The transcript is spliced from 5 exons. The record is from RefSeq and is a predicted model, not a curated record.